ACAGCACUAGCAUCGUUAGCUGUGUGGAUGUGUGCAGUUAGCGGACAGACGGUGGUGUGGGAGUAUCUCAGCUAAAUAUUCCAGUUGUAACGGAGCAGCGAUGUCUUCUGUUCAGUAUCUGAGAGACUUUGUCACCGAGCGACUAACUGCUGCUGCUGAAGAAAUAUUCGGAGUCUUUGAAAAAACCAUCGUCGAGUACGAGGCAGAGGUCGAUCGUCAGCGCAGACUGCUGGAUAUCGUUUGGAAACCUGAAGUAAAGUUACACAGGAUAGAGCUCCCACAGCAGCAUGUCUGUCAGGAGGAGGAGGUUCUCAGUGACCAGCAGCUCUGUGACCAGGAGAGGAACUCCAGCCUGGACCAAGAGGACCCAGAUCCACCACAGAUUAAAGAGGAGGAGGAGGAGGAAACCUGCAGCGGUCAGGAGGGAGAGCAGCUUGUACUGAAGCAGGAGACUGAUGCCUUUAUGUUGACUCCUGAUUAUGAGGGAAGUGACCACACUGAACCAGAACCAGGCAGAGACCAGCAGCUCCUCUCUCACAGCUCUCCUGUAGAUGAGAGCCAAGAUCAGACAGGAAGCAAACAUGUGGACUCAGGAUUAACUAGAAAUGCAGAGACAAAGACACAGAAGAGACAACACAACAACAGGAGUCACAGCAACAGUGUUUCCAACAAAGAGCUCCCACAGCAGCAUGUCUGUCAGGAGGAGGAGGUUCUCAGUGACCAGCAGCUCUGUAACCAGGAGAGGAACUCCAGCCUGGACCAAGAGGACCCAGAUCCACCACAGAUUAAAGAGGAGGAGGAGGAAACCUGCAGCGGUCAGGAGGGAGAGCAGCUUGUACUGAAGCAGGAGACUGAUGCCUUUAUGUUGACUCCUGAUUAUGAGGGAAGUGACCACACUGAACCAGAACCAGGCAGAGACCAGCAGCUCCUCUCUCACAGCUCUCCUGUAGAUGAGAGCCAAGAUCAGACAGGAAGCAAACAUGUGGACUCUGAAUUAACUAGAAAUGCAGAGACAAAGACACAGAAGACACAACACAAGAACAGGAGUCGCAGCAACAGUGUGUACAACAAAGGUAAGAAGUCUUUCAAAUGUGAGACUUGUGGAAAAGCAUUUGAGUAUAAGUACAUUUUAAAUGAGCAUCUGAGAAUCCACACAGGAGAGAAACCAUAUUGCUGCGAUACGUGUGGGAAGCAUUUCAGAAGUAAAAACGGCUGGUUCCUCCACAGAAAAAUUCACACAGGUGAGAUGCUGUACCCCUGCAGCACCUGUGGGAGAAGAUUCACUACCAUGUCAGGGAUGAUAAAGCAUGUGAGAAGUCACACAGGUGAGAGGCCGUACCCCUGCAGCACCUGUGGAAAAAGAUUCACUGAUUCGUCAGGGCUGAAAAGGCAUAUGAGAUCUCACACAGGUGAGAAGCCAUAUCCUUGUCAAAUAUGUGGGAAGACUUUUGUGUCUCGUGGUAACUUGAAAAUCCACACCAGAAUUCAUACAGGUCAGAAACCAUAUUCUUGUGAAAUAUGUGGGAAAACUUUUUUGGGUCAUGGUACCUUGAAAGUCCACAUCAAAAUUCACACAGGUGAAAAGCGAUAUUCUUGUGAAAUCUGUGGGAAGGGUUUUGUCUUCUGUUGUGACUUGAAAGUCCACAGAAGAACUCACACAGGUGAGAAGCCGUACUGCUGCAGCAGCUGUGGGAAAAGAUUUAGUCGCAAGUCAGGGCUGAAAGCACAUACAAAGGUGCAUACAGGUGAGAAGCCAUGUUCUAGUACAACUUGUGACAGAAGUUUUGUACAGAGUAAUACCUUGAAGGACCACAGAGGAUCUCACACAGGUGAGAAGCCGUAUCCCUGCAACACUUGUGGGGAAAGGUUCUCUCAGUCAUCAGACUUUAAAAGACAUGCAAGAGUUCAUACAGGUUAAAAGUCUAAAGUAUAUUUACAGAACACAUGUCAGAGCUUUCAGACCUGGCAUUAUCAUGUGUGUCAGGUGAUCCCAUCACAAGUGGGCAGCUCCAGACAUGUGAUUUCCAGCAGGCAGUGGAUGCAGUAGCAGCCGUUCAGGUUUAACAGGCCUUUUAAUAUUUCUUUGCAUCAUAAAUGAAGAAACAGUCUGAGUGAAUGAUGAAUGAAAGGAUGUUUCUCUGCCUUUUCAUCUUUAUUAGUUAAUGAUAGCUAGGUAGAAAAAAAUUCAAUGCAUUGUGGUGCUCAAAGGCUACUGGCAGCUAAGGGCAGCUUUUAAGGCGGAAUGCUUUUUUUCUAUGUUACUGAGUGCAUGAGUUGAGGUUGUGGAUCCAUCAACACACCUUAAAUUUAUACAGGACAACUUUGACCAUUCUCUUUGUUUUUAUUUUCUCUCUAUGAUGACAUACACUGUAAUGAUGAUUGGAUCUUUAUCUCAAAGUGUAUAUAUGAAUUUGAACCAUUUAAAGCAAAAUUCAACUAAAUUAUUUCCUCACUUGGACAAGAAACAGAGGCAAUGCCUCGCUCCAGUGACAGACUGGAUCUAUUCAUCAGUCUCUUCCACUCUGAUGUUGAAGCUGAGAAAGCUUCCUUCACUGUUGAGUCACUCAUGUUUUAUUCUUUCCACCUAAAGUUUUUUCCUUUUGUCCAGAACAUGUCCUUUCAUUUUAUCUUUUUAUGUAUUUUCGAUUGCAUCAACUUGAUAAAAUGUUUGUUUCAAGUUUCAAAGGAGAAUCAAACACAAGUUGUUGAAGUUUUUUUUUUAACUUGGUUUUAGCAAAUGUACGAUAUGAAUAAACUUUUAUUGUGAUGGAAUUUUGAUUGCAAGAAUAUUUCUUUCACUGCUGGUUAUUCAGACUGAUCUUUGCAAACUGAUGCAUUGGGUGGUCAGGGUAACUAAGAGCAUCAUCAGUCUAAGUGGUGGCAAUAAAGGAACAUU
This is a messenger RNA of Toxotes jaculatrix (banded archerfish), 2896 nucleotides long. Its product is annotated as gastrula zinc finger protein XlCGF57.1-like. The transcript is spliced from 3 exons. Bases 101 to 1918 code for a protein of 605 amino acids. The record is from RefSeq and is a predicted model, not a curated record. Lineage: Eukaryota; Metazoa; Chordata; Actinopteri; Toxotidae. Gene Ontology annotation, molecular function: DNA-binding transcription activator activity, RNA polymerase II-specific; RNA polymerase II cis-regulatory region sequence-specific DNA binding. Gene Ontology annotation, biological process: regulation of transcription by RNA polymerase II. Gene Ontology annotation, cellular component: nucleus.